Molecule: messenger RNA, 2956 nt
Organism: Terrapene triunguis (Three-toed box turtle)
Lineage: Eukaryota; Metazoa; Chordata; Testudines; Emydidae
Gene: SPOUT1
Product: SPOUT domain containing methyltransferase 1
Exons: 12
Coding region: 72-1151 (359 amino acids)
Biological process (GO): miRNA processing; maintenance of centrosome location
Cellular component (GO): spindle pole centrosome; kinetochore; mitotic spindle
Molecular function (GO): miRNA binding
Source: RefSeq, a predicted model, not a curated record
UGGAAAAUGGCGGGUGGUGCUAAGCGGCCGCGGGGCCUGCAGGAGAAAGAGAAAAAGGUUGACUGGCGUAAAUGGAAACAAGAAAAUGGUUAUUCUCCAUUUCAGAAAAAGAAGAGAAGAAAAAAUGGAAGGAAAUAAAGCUAUUGAGAAAACUGGAAAAGAAAAGAAUGCAGGAGGUGAUGGAAAAACAAAAAGAAGAAGAAAAGGCAAAGGAAGACAAAGGACGUCAUUACACAGUUAGCGUAGCUCUGCCAGGCUCCAUCUUGAAUAAUGCACAGUCUCCAGAGUUGCGGACAUACCUUGCUGGGCAAAUUGCCAGGGCCUGUGCCAUCUUCUGUGUGGAUGAGAUUGUGGUGUUUGAUGAGCAAGGAGAAGAUUCAAGGUCUGUGGAAGGGCAGUUUGAUGGGAUUGGAAAGAAAGGACAGGCCUGCGUGCAGCUGGCUCGGAUUCUACAAUAUUUGGAGUGUCCUCAAUACCUGAGAAAAUCAUUUUUCCCGAAACAUCAGGAUCUGCAGUUUGCAGGGCUCCUGAAUCCAUUGGACAGCCCUCAUCAUGUGCGGAUAGAUGAGGAUUCAGAGUACCGGGAAGGAGUGGUGUUAGCCAGGCCCACCAAGCCAGGCAAAGGCUCCUUUGUUAACUGUGGGAUGAGGAAGGAGGUACAGAUAGACAGACAGCUAGAGUCUGGUCUUCGAGUCACUGUUCAACUGGACAAGCAGCAGAAUCCAGACAGUAAAAUACAGAAAGGCACUGUAGUGUCCUCGAACCAUCCACGGACUGUGUCUGGCCUGUACUGGGGUUACAAUGUCCGCUUAGCCUCCUGCCUGAGUGCUGUUUUUGCCGAAUGCCCUUUUAAAGAAGGCUAUGAUCUCUCUAUUGGGACUUCUGAGCGAGGGACCUGUGUGGACCAAGCAACUCUCCCCUCCUUCAGCCAUAUCCUAAUAGUAUUUGGAGGUCUCCAAGGCCUGGAGGCUGGUGUGGAUGGUGACCCAAACCUGGAGAGCGCUGACCCAAGUGUCUUGUUUGACCUUUACCUGAACACAUGUCCCAGCCAGGGCAGCCGCACCAUCAGGACAGAGGAAGCAGUACUGAUAUCUCUGUCUGCACUGAGACCCCGCAUUGAUGAGGCUGUGAGGAAAGCCCUUGGUAGCUGAAGGGGGGAAAAAACACUGAUCUACAGAACUGAACCUACCUUCUCUCUUGCUUUCAUCUGCACCAGCACUCUUCCUUGUCCUCAGAUGGCUCAUUCCAAGUCAUGCUAAUCCUAAACCUAGGAAGAGCUGCUGGGGGUGAUGGUUAAAUCCCCAGGGCAGCCUGCUACACUCCAGCCUCUUUGAGAGUGAUCAAGAAAAGCACAGUACCAUCACCAAAAUGGCUACAGCUUUUUAAUAGACUCAAACAUGAGACUGAGAUUAAAUACUGUGAGUCUACACUGGUUGGGGAGCAUACUCCCUAGCCCAAACAGUGUUUGUAAAUGGAGCUGGCUGCUGCCUCAUAUCAGCAUGCGAAGCCUGUCAGUGGAUCACAUAGCACCAAGAGAGGUGUUGGAAAAAAUAAAACAGAACUCUAUUUAGUGCACUGGAAUUUUUAAAAGCGGGGGCAGUGUCAUUGGGGACCUGAUCUGCAAAGGCAUUGAAUGCCUGCUGAAAGCCACUAGGAGAUGUUUUCUCAACACCACUAAAGAGCAUGGUCUCAGUGGCUAAUGAGCAUUUUGGGCCUUUCAAGAGUAAUGUUGAGGUAGUGCUUCUGGACAGUGGGGCAGCUUCAAGAUAUUAUAUGCAAGUUAACUGAUACUUAACUUCUGUGGCUAGGAGGCGCCCCUUUUUCAAGUCACUCUGCCUGUCUGAAGAGCAGCUCUCUUGCUGCAAGGCUGAACAGUAAUAUGACCAUUUAAACUGACAUACAGCAAUAGGUACCCACUAACAAAGGUGAGUGUAAAUUUCUGGAGAUCCAGCCAAUGCAAAGAGUGCCUGGGACUUUCCUCCAUCUAGUGGACAUGGGUGUCACAACUAACCCUAUGGUGUACUCCAUCUAAACCUCAUAUUGAUAUAAAGUUUUAGCACUGAUGAAAGACUAACUCUUUCUUACAUGAAACAAUGGUGCUGUUGGACCAGCUACAGUAGGUAUAUAACCCAUUACACUGUAGUGUAAGUGCUCCUUCAUUUCUCUUCUGUACAGGGAGUGUCUAGCUUCCUUAUGUAAAUACUAUGGCCGCUUAGAGUCAAGCCUAAUAGUUUUGGCAGGAGUCUGUUAUUACAAUGUUAACUUGCUUACAGGAAGUGUAGUGUCCUUUAGGAUCAUGGGCCUUAUAAGCCAUCACACCAGCCACCAAGGAUGGAACUUCACUGAUGUCCUCACUCUUAAGACAGCAUUGAGCUUUCCUGAGGGCAGUUAGCUCAAUACCUGAAAUCAUGAACCUUAAAACCCACUUACAUUAAAGGACAGGCAGAGUCCAUUAAGUCUGAAAGCUAAAACAAUGAGGACCAGAGAAAUAGUUGGAGGAGUCCAGUCUACCAUCACAGUACUGGCUGUUAGUAAGAAACUACUAAUUUUCACUGAAACUCCAAAAUAUGGAUUAGUGAAACUGGCACAAAAUGCAUUGUUCCACAGGGAUAACAGUAAAGAGUCACCCUCAAAAUUAAGUUAAUCCUGAGAACCAAGUGGCUUCCCUGUGCCUCAUACUCUGAAAGCAUAUAGCUCAGUAAGAGCAUUUCCUUUGGUGUCCUCUUGACUGAGUCAAGGGGACUUUGGGGGUAGCAUCUAGAGAUACACCCAUUGAGCCAAGCAUAGAAGUAGGUGGGGAAAGCACUUUUAAAUACUGCACUGACUUUUUAUUAAGUUCCAGGAGCCAUUUUUAGGGCCAAACAUACAAGGGUACAACAUCUUUGGUAUUUGCCUCCUCAGGAAACAGACAACCCUAUUAAUUAAUUGCAGGCCCAUGAAAAGCUCCUAGACCAUU